GUGCCUCAAAACACUUCCCCGCGUUUGUGCCCAACUUCUCCCAAACUGUCCCGGGACUCAGAGCUGCGCUUCUCCCGCUCCCCUCAGCUUCCUUAGGAUUUUGUUUCUCAGGGAUGGCCGCAUCUAUUCUGGAGGUAGGGAAUGUAAUUGAAGACGCACGCUAUGGCUCCAGUCCUCUGGCUAUGUUAACUGCUACCUGUAACAAGUUCGGCAGCACAAGCCCCAUCAGGGAUUCGGCUACACCCGGUAAGACCGGCAGCACUACUCCAGUAAAGAAGUCCUACACCAUGACCUCUGACCUUCAGACAGCUAAGAACGGGCGGACCGCAGACGGCAGUGGGCUGGCGGACUCCUACACUGGCUCCUUCACCACAGCUGGAGGAGGAGGUGGCGGGCUGCUUACCCCCACUGGAAGCCCCCCUCCUUCAGCCGGAGGCUACACUACAGAAUAUAACCCUUUCUCCCACUCCUUCCAGACCUCCGUCUCCCAGGACCCGUCUCUUUUAGUGUCCAAGGCCCACGCAACGGCCGACUGCCUCACCAGUGUCUAUACCUCGCUGGACAUGACACACCCCUAUGGCUCCUGGUAUAAAGCCGGUAUCCAUCCUGGCAUUACUGCUGCUCCAGCUAAUGCCACGUCCUCUUGGUGGGAUGUCCACCCCAACUCCAACUGGCUGUCAGCAACCCAGCCCCAGGCGGACGGAGGUCUCCAGGCCUCCCUGCAGCCUGUAGCACCCCAGGCUUCCCUUAGCCCACAGCUGCCCAGUUACAGCACCGACUUUACACCACUCAACCCAGCUCCUUACCCUUCUGUGGGACUGGGCUCCUCCUCGCACCUCCUCCAGCCCUCCCAGCACAUGCUGCCCCAGGACAUGUACAAGCCCAAGCCUGUGCCAAGUGCAGGGCUUAUUGAGAGUCCCAUGGGCCUAAAGCCUGCAAGGGGAUCAGGGGGAUACAGUGGAGGGGGCGCGCCCACCAGGUCCUCAUGUGACUGCCCCAACUGCCAGGAGCUGGAGAGGCUGGGGGCCUCGGCUGCAUCCCUGAGGAAGAAGCCGGUCCACAGCUGCCACAUCCCAGGCUGUGGGAAGGUAUACGGCAAGGCCUCCCACCUCAAAGCCCACCUGCGCUGGCACACUGGCGAGCGGCCCUUUGUUUGCAACUGGCUGUUCUGCGGGAAGCGCUUCACCCGCUCGGACGAACUGGAGAGGCACGUGCGCACCCACACACGUGAGAAGAAGUUCACCUGUCUACUGUGCAACAAGCGUUUCACACGCAGCGACCACCUCUCGAAACACCAGAAGACCCAUGCAGAUUCUGCAAUGCAGGGGAAAGCUGUAGCUGUGGAGGGAGACACAGAUCCUCGGAGUGAAGAGACCACAGAGCUCAACACCAGUGCUGUACCCACCAAUCCUGUCACUGACCAAAUCACCAACGGAGAUGAGAAGACUGGCACACCUAAUGGAGUGGAGAACAGCAGUGGACUGUUGGAGAUCUAACUUCAUUAAGUCGUCUAUCUAGUAUUAUUUUGAGACAUGGUGGGUUUGUUUUUUUAUGGUGAAAAAUUCACCUUUUAAAUAAAAAAAGACAGUAUUUUGUUUCAAGACAUACACAGGAUAUCAGACCAUGUUUGAAAAGACUUGAUAUGAUAAAUUACUGAGCAUGUUGCAGGUAGCAAUCACUUCAUUUUCUCUGGACCACACACACACACACACACGCACACACACACAUCCAUCCUUGUACUUCUAUCUUUGUGAGGACUGUCAUUGAUAUAUUGCAUUUCCUAGCACCUCACCCUAACCUUAACCAUCACAACUAAAUGCCUAACCCCAACCCUAACCAUAACCUAAUUCUAACCUAACCUUCAAACAGCCCUUUGAAGUUGUGAGGACUGGCCAAAAUGUCUUCACUUUUCAAAAAUGUCCACAUUCUGUUGGUAAAAAAAACGUGGUACACUCCUCACUAUGUAGCAAGUACAAGUACAAACACACACACACACAAAUAUGAGCAAGCCUGCAAACAUACACCAAUGCACAAAUGAAUGCAGACAGACACAAAUACGCACACAAAUAAGAGAAACCAAGCCAGGACGUACAUGAACACAAAUAUAACAUGCACAUGUGCACUUACACAUGCACAGAAAUAACUGAGCAAAUUAAUGUGCAAGCAUGCACACACACAGAAGUAUGCCUGCGCACACACAUACAAGUAAACAUGCUCAUGCACACAUUUUGUAGCCUAUAGACAUUUUCUGCCUUUCAAAUGAGACAAACCACUGGGGAAAUUUAAUCUGCAAAAGCAGAAGGAAAAGAGCUCUGAAGCCGCAAAAGGAAAGUAGUUUUAGAAGGAGACUUAUGGUUAGGACGAUGGAGUUGAUGGAGCAUUGCAUGCCUAGAGAAAAAUCUGAUUUACAGCUGUACUUUGAUACUUAUUCAUUAUUCUUGAAACAAUCAAUGGACAGUCUUACUUACCGCUUCACUUUUGUUUGCUGUUUGCUUCUUACUAUGUCUAAUUUAAUUUCAUAUUUACAUAAAUAAUCUAAUUUAUGUCUUAAAUUAUACACAUGGAAGAUUAUCUUCCACCCUGCAGGAAAUAUAAUGCCUGAAAUAACGCAAGAUGGUUGAAGCUGGCCAAUAAGAAAAUAAAAUGCAAUAAAUUAAGAUUUUUUUCUUCUUAUUUAUUAGUUAUAAUGUGGAGUUUGGGGCUAUGUUAUUAAAGAUUUAUUUAUAGAUCUUGAAGUUAGAUGUGCGUGUAAACUAUUUCUAUAUAAUCUUUUAAUUGUGAAGUCUUCCACACUUGGCAAAGUAAUGAUUAAUAAGGGCUUCUCCUUGUUUGUACAUACUAUAUAUUUACAACAGUAUAUAGAUAUUGUUAGGUGUGUUAUUUUUGUACUUUUUUAUGUAUUUUCUAUAUUUUGUGUAACUUUUCACGAUGAAAAAGAUAUCUAUGCUGCAUCAGUUACAACAAACCUAAACAUUAGAGCUUAAUUUGUUGCUCAUGUUGUUGCUCAUGGUAGAAUUGAACUACCACUGUUUGCUGAUUUGUUGUGAAAUGAGUGUAUAAGAUACUGUAAAUAGUGAUAAAGCAUUAAACCUCGUAAAGGUAAACGUGUUGUAAAAGUUGUGGUGUGGAAUCAUGACAAUUUUGGUGCUUUUAAAAGUAAAGAAAUUUCAAAAGCA
This is a messenger RNA of Siniperca chuatsi (mandarin fish), 3176 nucleotides long. RefSeq names its product Sp7 transcription factor (gene sp7). Bases 114 to 1496 code for a protein of 460 amino acids. Gene Ontology annotation, biological process: regulation of transcription by RNA polymerase II. The record is from RefSeq and is a predicted model, not a curated record. NCBI's taxonomy places the organism in Eukaryota, Metazoa, Chordata, Actinopteri, Centrarchiformes, Sinipercidae. The transcript is spliced from 2 exons. Gene Ontology annotation, molecular function: RNA polymerase II cis-regulatory region sequence-specific DNA binding; DNA-binding transcription factor activity, RNA polymerase II-specific.